AUGAUGGGUGACGACGGACUCUGUGAACACCCCAAACCCAUGGAAUUUCUCGACAUCUGUUUGGGAGACCACAUGCAGCUCCACCCAGGAGCACACCUGAGGGAGACACGCGGCCGCCCUGACCCUCUCGAACCUUGCGGGGAGCAGACCUGGGCCUCUGAGCCUCCUGAUUCCACGAGGCAAGAUGUUCAUCCCAGGGGCUCCAGCCCAGAGCCCACGCACCCGGGGAGCGGCUCUUCCCAGGAGGGGGAAGGGCAGAAAGCAGUGUCCCCCGGGUCACCCCGGGACAGCCAUCCUCUGGGGAGCCCAAGGCAGAGCCAGAGCACGUCCACCCAGGUGGUGUUCUGGGCGGGCAUCCUGCAGGCCCAGAUGUGCGUCCUGGACCUGCAGGAGGAGCUAGAGAAGACGGAAGGGAUCAGAGCUGAGCUGAGAUGCUCCCUCCCCACGGUGUCUCCUGACCUCCCCGCUUUCCCCUCCAGCCCGGUGGGACCCCGGGGCUCAGGCCUCCACCCCGGCCCACCCGUGGACGUGCACAGGGCCUCGGGGGAAGAUAGCAGCGGGCCUGGAGGGGAGAACCGGAACCCGGCAUGGCCGAGGGAGGGCGCGCCAGACUCGUCCCCGGAGUGGGGUCCCGAGGAGGAGAGCAUAUUCUUCGACAACCCGCUCUUCCUGGAGAGCCCUUCCUCGGCCCCCAGUGAGUCUGAAGCGCGCUUUGCCUGGGGGUUCUCAGAUCCCUGCGCAGAUGUGAGGACCGGGCCCCAGAGCCCACAGACCCUGGAGCCCUCACCCCCAGGAGGCAGCGUGCCGUGGGAGCUGGGCAGGGAGCCGGAUCCGGGGGACAGCGCAAUGGAUUCCAGCGGGCACACCACACCGCCAUUUCCUGUGCCCACCUGCACGCUGCACUCCUCCUCCUGGGCUGUGGUGGGCACCACCGAGCGGGCUCCCGCAGCACCUCCCGGCCAGGAGGAGAGCGAGACCCCUCCGGGAGACAGUCUUGCCCCUGCCCCGUCUGCAGCAUCCUGUGUGGACAAAGCCUUGACCUGGGAAACGGAACGUGUGGCAUCUGAUGCCAGCCCUGCCACGUAUCCUGUGCAACCUUGGGCAACUCUGCCAAGUCCCGAGGGCUGGCAGACCAAGGAGGUUCCUUCCUGGCCCCAGGGGCCUCUUUGCCCCCAGGACACAGGUGAGAUCCAAUAUGGGUGUGCCCAGGAGUCUGCUCCCUGCACCAUGUCCCCUGGCCCCUGGGGGAGCCCAGCCUCUUCGCUGGAGUCGAGCAGCCCUGAGUCUGAGGCCAGAGGCCCCAGCCCCCGGCCCAGCCCCGUGUCCUCCCAGGAAGGCAGCCCGCAGCUCUGGAGCCACCACCCGGGCAGCGUUCUUCCCACGUGGAUGCUAGAUACGUCAAGCCCUUCAUCCCUGGAGACGGACGGCGCAGAGCCUAGCUCCCUGGAGAAGGAGAAGGCAGGAGAGGCCCCCAGCCCAGGGAGGGAAGGAAGGAGUGAAGGCCCGGCCAGGACGGCCGAGGCUGAAGCCAGCCAGCCUGACGUGCCCUUGACUUCUACAGAAGGUGGGAGUCUGAGGUCACUGAUGGACUUUCGCAGGCUUCCUGAGAGCCCCAUGCCCCAAGCACAGCCCCCAGAGGAAGGCCAAAGGCCACCAGCUGGAGGCAAGCUGGAGAAUGGCGUCAGGACCGACAAGGUGACCUGGAACUUGGCCUCCCGCCUCUAUCACCUGGAGGGCUUCCGGAAGUCCGAAGUGGCCGCUUACCUGCAGAAGAACAACGACUUCAGCAGGACGGUGGCUGAGAACUACCUGUCCUUCUUCCAGUUCAGAGGCCAGAGCCUGGACCGUGCGCUCCGGGGCUUCCUCCGCGCCCUGGUGCUCAGUGGGGAGACCCAGGAACGGGAGCGGAUCCUCUACCAGUUCUCCAAGCGCUUCUAUCACUGCAACCCUGGGCUCUUCUCCUCAGUAGACUGCGUGCACACCCUGACCUGUGCCAUCAUGCUGCUCAACUCAGACCUGCAUGGACAGAACAUCGGGAAGAGCAUGAGCUGCCAGGAAUUCAUCACCAACCUGCACGGCCUGCAGGACGGCGGGAACUUCCCCAAGGAGGUGCUCAAGGCCCUCUACUGGUCUAUCCGAAGUGAGAAGCUCGAGUGGGCCGUGGAUGAAGACGACGCAGCCAGGCCCGAGAAGGCCCAGCCGUCCUCCCUGGCUGGCAAGAUGAGCAACCCCUUCCUCCAGCUGGCCCAGGACCCCACGGUGCCCACCUACAAGCAGGGCAUCCUGGCUCGGAAGAUGCAUCAGGAUGCGGAUGGCAAGAAGACGCCGUGGGGCAAGCGCGGCUGGAAGAUGCUCCACACCGUCCUGCGAGGGAUGGUCCUCUAUUUCCUUAAGGGAGAGGACCACGGCCUCGACGGGGAGAGCUUGCUGGGGCAGACGGUGGACGAACCGGUAGGGGUGCACCACUCGCUGGCCACUCCCGCCACCCACUACACCAAGAAGCCGCACGUCUUCCAGCUGCGCACGGCCGACUGGCGCCUCUAUCUCUUCCAGGCACCCACUGCCCAGGAGAUGACUUCCUGGAUGGCGCGCAUCAACCUGGCCGCGGCCACGCACUCGGCGCCGCCCUUUCCCGCCGCGGUGGGCUCCCAGCGCAAAUUCGUCCGGCCCAUCCUGCCCGUGGGCCCCGCCCAGAGCUCCCUGGAGGAGCAGCAUCGAUCCCACGAGAGCUGCCUGGAUGCUGCCUCCGACGACCUGCUGGAUCUGCAGAGAAACUUACCGGAGCGGCGGGGCCGCAGCCGAGAGCUGGAGGACUACCGCUUGCGGAAGGAGUACCUGGAGUACGAGAAAACCCGUUACGAGACCUACCUGCAGCUUCUGGUGGCCCGUCUGCACUGCCCGUCGGAUGACCUGGACCUGUGGGAGGAACAGCUGGGGAAGGAGGCUGCAGACCCGCAGGAGUCCAAGCCCAGCCUGAAGAAGUCCCACUCCAGCCCGUCCCUGCACCUGGAUGAGGCCCCCACCACGGCCAAGGUCAAGCGCAACGUCUCAGAGCGCAGAACCUACCGGAAGAUCAUCCCCAAGCGGAACCGCAAUCAGCUGUGA
This is a messenger RNA of Mesoplodon densirostris (Blainville's beaked whale), 3105 nucleotides long. It is a transcript of the gene PSD4, whose product is annotated as pleckstrin and Sec7 domain containing 4. Gene Ontology annotation, molecular function: guanyl-nucleotide exchange factor activity; protein binding; phospholipid binding. Gene Ontology annotation, biological process: regulation of ARF protein signal transduction. The coding region runs from base 1 to 3105 and encodes 1034 amino acids. NCBI's taxonomy places the organism in Eukaryota, Metazoa, Chordata, Mammalia, Artiodactyla, Ziphiidae. The transcript is spliced from 16 exons. The record is from RefSeq and is a predicted model, not a curated record. Gene Ontology annotation, cellular component: ruffle membrane.